AUGCGCUUUAUACUGUUGUUUCUGCCAUUAUUAAUAGGAAAAGUGUUUUGUUGCAAAGAUGGAACUCAUUGUAAUCAGUUGUUCAAUGUUCGGUUUCCCCAAAUAUCGAAAAGCUCGAAAUGUAAUUUGCGGGUUGUCAUGUUAGCUCCCGACCUUUUCCCGAAAGAGUUGUUGAAACCCACUAGUGAACGUAUUUUCACAAAUGUUGAAUGUCCGAGAACUUGUGGUUGCCCCAAACCAGUGGUAGUUGUAAAGCCUGAGACCAAAUUACAAGAAAUUUAUAAAAACAAUACAGAUUUCAAACAGCUUAUAACGAACUUAGGAAACGAAGGAAUAAAUGUCUCCACAGAUGGAGCUCUAGAACGAUAUGAUAUAUUCGUGAAAAACAAGGCAACAGUUGAUGCGCAUAACAAAAACUUCACCAAGAAACUCACAUCAUAUAAAAUGGCCUUAAACGCAUAUAGUGUCAUGAAGCCCGAUGAAAUCCCUCCUAAUAAUCUAGAGAUCGACAUAGCACCUACAACUCUAACCAAAGAACAAAUUGAGUCUGCCAAAAGCCUUAGGAGUAAAAGGAGUAUCAACUCCAUCAAUUGGAUGCCUCGAAUGCGUCGAAUUUUAGAUCAAAAAACCUGUGGAGGGUGUUGGGCUUUUGCCAUGAAUGCCGCAGUAGAAGGAUUCCUAAACAUAUCAAAUUUGACUUUGGACGAUUCGCUUUCGGUACAGCAACUACUUGACUGUGAUAGGAAAACGAAUUCAGAUUUCAAACUUAAUAACAAAGGUUGUGGGGGCGGUUACUUCCAGAUUGCUGCUUCUUACUUGAGAACUACGGGUGUUGUGGGAUAUGAUGACUACCCAUUCACUUUAUCAAGUAGUGGAAUGUGCCGUACGAACUUAUUGCCUGUGGCUCCUAGGAUAAAAAAGUUCGACAGUGGCUUCGUUGUUACCAACUCGAGCGAACAAGUGGAAGCUCUCAAUAAAAUGAUGGAAGCACGCUUGUCAAAGGGUCCGGUCGCUAUUGGGAUGGCUGUGGUUGAUGAAGUAUACAAGUAUUCGGAAGGAAUAUACGAAGGUCCCUGCGGAACUUCAAUCAACCAUGCGGUUGUUUUAGUUGGAUACACAGAUGAAUAUUGGAUAAUUCGCAAUAGCUGGGGGCUAAACUGGGGUGAAAAUGGAUAUAUUAGAAUAAAGAGAGAGCGUUCAACAGAUCCAUGUCAACUAACUAGGUAUUGGAGUCAACCCAUUGAGAUAGGAACAUGGACCGAUCCAGUAGUUGUGCCGGGGGGAGUUUAUAUAGCAGAUGAACCAAGCACGGACAAUAGUACACAAAAUAAAGUUGACUGUGAUGGCUGUGAAAAAUGUGACGACUGUGAGGAUGAUGAUGAUGAUGAUGAUGACGAAAUAGAUGAAUAUUAUGCAAAUGAGUUUUAUGGUGAAGGGACAAAAACAUCUACAAAGUCAACAUCAACAUCAACAUCAACAUCAACUUCAACAUCAACAUCAACUUCUACAUCAGCAUCAACUUCAACAUCUAGGCCAACUACAAGAGCAACUACGAGAGCAACCACACGGGCAAUUACAAAAGCAGCUAUUACAGCAGCGACAACAAGAAGAACAACAGAGAAAACUUUGAAAGUUAUAGAAAAGGCUACCGGACUCCUAGAACAACUGAAGAAAUCUGCGGGAAAGAAUAAAUAUCGUAGAUUCUAA
Messenger RNA from Auanema sp. JU1783, 1707 nucleotides. NCBI's taxonomy places the organism in Eukaryota, Metazoa, Nematoda, Chromadorea, Rhabditida, Rhabditidae. The record is from the annotation of a GenBank genome assembly.